Lingula anatina is the source of this 1407-nucleotide messenger RNA. RefSeq names its product RCC1 domain-containing protein 1. The record is from RefSeq and is a predicted model, not a curated record. NCBI's taxonomy places the organism in Eukaryota, Metazoa, Brachiopoda, Lingulata, Lingulida, Lingulidae.
CACACUCAUUUCCUGUGUAAGGUUGGAGGAGACGAGAGACGACCGUUUUGGUUUUCAGACUGUCCAGUAAAACGUUCAUAUUUAGAUCUAUAUAUCGAAAUGGAACACAUGUUCAUUUAAUUGACUAAUGAAAGUUAUCUUCUACUGUGGACACAAUACUUUUGGACAAAUAAACAAAGAUGAGGACAAAAUUGCAAUACCAUCACCGAAGAAAAUCAGUGUUGCCCUUCUAGCAGACGACAGUACAAACGGCAAAAUAUUUAUAGGAUGGGAUAAACUUUUCAUUAUAAAAGAUUCCAGGUGCAUCAGUAUAAGAGGUUUUCACCAAAAUGUCCAGGAAAUCCUGUGUCAAGAGAAAGUAAAAUACUUAGAAGCAUCUGUAAGACAAACUUUUGUUCUGACAGAAAAUAGCAAAUGUUACCAGUUAAGAAAGCAGGGAUUAGAAGAGUUGCCUCAAUGUUCAGCGAAAGAGAUUGCUUGUGGUGAAAAAUACACCAUUUCAUUGACAGAAGCCGGGGAAGUUUGUGUAAUCCAAGAUCUGAAGUGCAAUCCUUUGUUUGUACCAUUGCGUUUGUCAACACAUAAAAUUUUGGCUGUCAGCUGUGGAAAGGAACAUGUGAUUCUUCUAACGAACAGUGGGGAAGUUCUAACAUUUGGAGGAGGAAGCCGUGGCCAACUAGGACAUGGUGGCAACGAGAUGGUAAAACAACCAACCUUUGUGGAGGCUCUUGGUGGUGUAAAUAUUCUUAGUGUUUCUGCAGGUGGCUGGCAUUCUGCUGUUGUUAGUGUCAUUGGAGAUGUCUACAUCUGGGGCUGGAAUGAGGCAGGCCAGUUGGGAUUACCAUGUAAAAAUAUAGCAAAUCUGAACAAAGGAGCAGAAGAAAAUGUACUAUGAAGUCACAUACCGAAGAUAGGAAAAGUUACUGUGAGGGUUCCGAGACUCAGAUGCUAGAAAUUAAUGUACAGUCAUUGCCUUUUUUGAUGGAUUUUCCCAAGGAACCUAUUAUAGUGAAAGUGAGCUGUGGGUCUAGACAUACAGCAGUAUUAACAGAUGCUGGAAGACUCCUGACAUGGGGUUGGAAUGAAUAUGGACAGCUUUGUCAUGGGGACACAAUAUCAAGGGACCAACCGUGCCUCGUGCAGUUUUUCUCAGACAAACAGUUAAAGGUGCUGGACGUGGAGUGUAAAUUUUGGUCAACUGUUAUAACUGCAUGUGAUGCUGCUUCCGAUUAAAUACUUCAUGUAUUAAUAUAAGUGUUUUCAGUGAGUGUUUAAAAAUGUCUCUGUGUUUUCUUUAGAAUUGAUAAUAUUGGACAAAGUUUGCAUAUUUUUUAGAUCAAGAAUGUGUUUGUUUAUGAGAAGAUGGAAAUAAAGACGAUGUCAUUCUACCGAUGUACGGUACCAUCG